This is a messenger RNA of Equus quagga, 3126 nucleotides long. It is a transcript of the gene IL17D, whose product is annotated as interleukin 17D. Bases 1 to 1014 code for a protein of 337 amino acids. Gene Ontology annotation, cellular component: extracellular region. NCBI's taxonomy places the organism in Eukaryota, Metazoa, Chordata, Mammalia, Perissodactyla, Equidae. Gene Ontology annotation, molecular function: cytokine activity. Gene Ontology annotation, biological process: inflammatory response. The transcript has 4 exons. The record is from RefSeq and is a predicted model, not a curated record.
AUGCAGAGGAAAAAGGAACAGGGGAUUAAGGGUGUUGGCAAGGGUGUGGCCUUCUUCAGCCAGGCCGCAGGCGCCAGUCCACGGGCACAGCACGCCAGCUCUCUCCUAGUCCGCAGCACAGCACGCCGUCACAGCAGGCUCGGCGACAUCCAGGUCGGAACCCACGACAUCGCCCGCUCCGAAUCCACGUGGCUGGCGGGCCCUCAGUUCGCGCGGCUUUCUCGUAACACAUCGGAGAAUAUUUUCGGCGGAGACGCUGGGACACCGGCGAGGACGCGUCGAGGCUGCCCCGGGUCUCUCGGCGCCCGCAAGCACAGGGCGCAGACGCGGCUCGGCCGCGGACGCGGGCGGCGACCUGAGCGGGCGGCGCGGCGCUCUCCAGCGGCGGGGCGGCGCAGGCGGGCCGGCUGCGGGCCGCGGCGGCGGGCGGGCGGCGCGGCGCGGACGGUGACGCGGCCUGUCUCGCAGGUCUGGACGCUCGUGGCCGGCGUGCUGCUGGCGCUGGCGCUGGCGCGGGGCCGGGCCGCAGGCGCCCAGCGCGCGAGCGGGCGGCUGCGGGGCUGCGCGGACCGGCCCGAGGAGCUCCUGGAGCAGCUGUACGGGCGGCUGGCGGCCGGCGUGCUGGGCGCCUUCCACCACGCGCUGCAGCUGGGGCCGCGCGAGCAGGCGCGCAACGCGAGCUGCCCGGCAGGGGGCAGGCCCGCCGACCGCCGCUUCCGGCCGCCCGCCAACCUGCGCAGCGUGUCGCCGUGGGCCUACAGGAUCUCCUACGACCCGGCGCGCUACCCGCGCUACCUGCCCGAAGCCUACUGCCUGUGCGCGGGCUGCCUCACCGGGCCCCGCGGCGCCGAGGAGCUGCGCUUCCGCAGCGCGCCGGUCUACGUGCCCGCCGUGGUGCUGCGCCGCACGCCGGCCUGCGCGGGGGGCCGCGCCGUCUACGCCGAGGAGUACGUCAGCGUCGCCGUGGGCUGCACCUGCGUCCGCGCCCGCGCCGCCGAGCCGCGCCGGCCCUGAGGCGCCGGCACGACGGGGCGGCCGUCGAGCCGGGCUCCCGGCGGCGGCGCUUGGCGCAGAGCUGUCGGGGCGGGCGGCGAGGGCGGCCACCCGGGGCUGCAGCCGCUCGGCACCGCGCUCGGGGCUCUGCCGCCCGCCCUGCCCGGCCGGGGGCUGCCCGGGGCCGCCGGCGUGGGGACAGCCCGGAGGGGCGGAGCCUCCGCCAGGUGACUGAUGGAUGCUUUAAACAGCCCAGAGCUUUGAAAGUACAGUAUAUGCCUACUUUUUUACUCAACUGUUUUCAGUAGGGGCAGCACCUUUUUGUAUUAGCAAUUUAAAAGUUGUGCUUGCUGUAUAAACACUCGGUUUCCCCUCCUCCGGUAGGAUGUUGUAGAAGCACGAUCGGAAACGUGUUAGCUUUGUCUUUUUGGGGAGAAGGCUUGGCCGAGCCGACCCCGCGCCCCGCCUGCGUUUUGUGUGCGGGCCGCCCCCACAGCGGCUGCCGGCGGGGCAGGGGCGGCGCCCGCGGGGACCGGAGCAGCCACCGGAGAGCGGGCCGCUCCGCCUCUGCCCGCCCCGUCAGCCCCUCAGAGAAACUUGGUUUUUAAAAAUUUUUCCUCCUUCCCCCCAAAGCCCCCCACUACAUAGCUGCGUAUCCUAGUUGUGGGUCCUUCUGGCUGUGGCAUGUGGGACGCCGCCUCAGCGUGGCCUGACGUCCGGCGCCGUGUCUGUGCCCAGGAUCCGAACCAGCGAAACCCUGGGCCGCUGCAGCGGGGCCGGACUCAACCACUGGGGAGGGUGGGGGGCUAGAUAAGGUCUUUGUCGCUGGCGCUGCGGCCUGGGCCUCUGAACGCAGCCCGUUGCUAAUUCCUGGCGAUGACAAACGGCCCGGGCUGAGUGGGACCUGCCCCCUCCGCCGAGCUCGCCAGAGGCGCCGGGAGUCAAAGGGCGGCGUCGGGCUUCCUGGACGCUCACGCGGGCUGGAUUCAUGAGGAUGUAAAUGGCUGCAGAUUUACACAAUUAAGUUUUUUUUUAUUUCUGAGUGGCAGUGGGCCAAUUUGUGGGUAAGAGGUGGUGCUAUAAGGCAAGGCGAGGCACGCGACCUCUGCCAGUUCCCAGGAAGCAUCCGAGUCUGGCCCAGUGUCCAGAGCUUCAGGAGGGAGCCCAGUGUGAGACGAGGCCAGCUCCCGGCGUGCGGAGAUGAGUGCUCGGGGCCUCUUUUCCUGUUCACAGCAGGGUGAGCUCGGUCUGGCCCUGAACACGGCCGUUUGUGGAAGCGAGAAGUUCCCCCUAACGGAUUAGAACGUGCGGGGAAGGGGCCGGCCCACGCCGCUGCGCGCUGGGCCUUGAUGGCCUGACUGUGACAGGAAGCUAUGUCAACCGAGUUCCCUUUAUCGUGAUUUUACGGUUGAAGUCUAAACUAAGAUUUGAUUUGGUUUUAGAAAGAGCAGCUAGUCGUGCGAAGGCAGUGUCUGUGCUCGUGAGACGCCCGGCGCAGCCAGGAAGCCGCCUUUCUGCACGUCCGUCCGUCCGGCCGGCUCCAGCUGCCGUGAGCCGCGCUGGGACAGACCCGGCCUUGCUGUGCUGGGCGGGGGCUCGCCGAGGCAACUCGAAACUUCUGCCAGAUACUGACAGACGCUGUGCGUGAAGAAACAUCACUGAGCAAAAUCCGGAUUUUCUAAAUAAAUUCAAAAUUGAAAUCAUGGCUGUGCGUCAUUCUGUACAGUUUGGGAGAUUUUGGUUCUCCGUUCAACCUGUGGGGGAAGGAAGGUCAGGAAGGUCUGUGGAAUACCUCCGUCCAGACAACAGAAGGCUCACAGCUACCUUUUGCUGCCUUCACCUCAACAGCAAGUCCAUAAAUUAAAGUUGCCUUUCAAACCAGUGAUUUGGAUCAUGGUUUCAAUCAUCGCCACUGUUGUGUAACAUUUUCCAGUCACUCCUCAAAUAUAAAUAGUGCAAACAUCAGAGGAGAAUAAGAAGAGUAAACUAUUGGCAUGGGGAAAAUACCAUGAUUGAUUGUAUUAUUAGUUUAACCGAACUUUGUUAAAAGGUAGCACGGGGGUGUGUGUGUGUGUGUGCGCGCGCGCGUAGAGGGCCCCGCCCAGCGCCCGGCCCGGGAGGCACCACGACAUA